AUGGAGGCCGACUACGCGCGGCUCGAGACCGACGCCUCGGCGCCGCCGGUGGAGAUCGUCUGGGACGGCGUCGGCGUCGCCGCCGGCGCCAAGGAGAUCCUCGUCGACGCCCACGGCCGCGCCGUCUCCGGGCGCGUGCUCGCGUUGAUGGGCCCGAGCGGCGCGGGCAAGACGACGCUGCUCAACGCGCUGAGCGAGCGCGCGGCGCUCGCGGCGGGCGUCGUCGCCGUCGACGCCGGCGGCGGCCCGCGGCCGAGCGUCGCCUUCCUGCAGCAGGACGAGGUCUUCCUCAGCAUGCUCACGGCGCGGGAGCACCUGCGCUUCGCGGCGCGGCUGCGGCACUGGCGCGCGUCCGUCGCCGAGCGCGAGGCGCGCGUCGACGCGGCCUUGGCCGAGUUCGGCCUCGCGGACGUCGCGGACGGCGCCGUCGGCGCGCCGGCGACGGAGCGGCUGAGCGCCGUGCGCGGCCGGGGCCUGAGCGGCGGCGAGCGGAAGCGGCUCGGCAUCGCGCUGGAGGCGCUGGGCGCGCCGCGCGUCUUCUACCUCGACGAGCCGACGACGGGGCUGGACAGCGGCCUCGCGCUCGGCGUCGCCGGCGCGCGCUACGCGGCGCGCCGCGUCGGCGCGCCGCGGCGGUGUCGCGUCGCCGCCGUCGUGGCCCGCAUGACGCUGAACCUGCUGCGCGAGUGGCCCCUGCUCGCCGCGCGGCUCGUCCUCUCCGUCGUCAUGGCCGUCCUCGCGGGGUCCAUGUACCGCCGCGCGGGCUGCGGCGUCGACGCGCGCGGCGUGCCCGACGUCACGGGCUGCCUCUUCAUUAUAUGCACCAGCGCGCUCUUCUCGUCGUUCUUCCCCUGCAUCGGCCUCAUCGGCAAGUCCAUGCCGUUGGCGUACCGCGAGUCCGCGGGCGGCCUCUACGAGAUCUCCGCGCAUUUGGUCGCCUACGUCGUGACGGACGCGCCCGUGCAGGUCUUCCUGGCCGCGGCGAACAUGGCCAUCGUCUACGUCAUGGUCGACCCGCGCUGCGGCAAGGGGUCCGGGGACGACCGGGCCCACUUUCUGGCGUUUUUGUUGGUGGCGCAGCUGGUCGCGUACGCGGGCGCGGGCCUGGGCUACUGCCUGCCCGCGGUGCUGCCGGUCGAGGUCGCGCUCAUCGUGGCGCCCGUCGUCGUCUACCCCUGCAUCUUGUUCGGCGGGCUCUACGAGCGGUCCGUGGACAUCCCCUGGUACUUCGCGUGGUGGAACAGCGUGAACCCGCUGUACUUCGGGUUGAACGCGCUCGCGGUGUCGGAGUGGCGGACGUACGGCGACGUCGCCUUUCCCUUCGCGGACGGCAAGGCCGUGUUGGAGUUCUACGGGCUCGGGAACCUGUCGUUCUCCGCGUCGUGCUGGAGCCUGCUGGCCGUGGGCACGGGGCUCCGCGUCUUCGUCUUCGCGUACCUCGAGCUCCACGCGGCCUGGGCGAAGCGCGGCUAA
This is a messenger RNA of Aureococcus anophagefferens, 1473 nucleotides long. RefSeq lists its product as hypothetical. Gene Ontology annotation, cellular component: membrane. Lineage: Eukaryota; Pelagophyceae; Pelagomonadales; Pelagomonadaceae. The transcript has 2 exons. Gene Ontology annotation, molecular function: ATP hydrolysis activity; ABC-type transporter activity; ATP binding. The record is from RefSeq and is a predicted model, not a curated record. Bases 1 to 1473 code for a protein of 490 amino acids.